AUGCACAAAGCAAUGCAGUGCGCGAAGUAUUGCUGGAAUGGUUUCAAGAAACAGGUUGAGCGAAGAACGGGCGAGAUGCAAGAGGAGUUGAUUGCCGGCCUGGGCCGGAAGGCAGACUUGUCGGAUCUACGCGACACUCAGGCCUCCCAGGCCGAAGAGACGCAAUGCCUCGCCGAAACGCAGCGGCAUGCAAACGAGGAGGUCCAGGCCCUUCGUGCUGCUAUAGUGGAUCUCCGUGCAGCCAUCGAGAAGCAGCGUGCGGACGUACAGCAGUGGCGAGCUGGAUUUGAGGCGGGCCUCGCUCAUGAGGUGCAGGCCAUCCAACAGGAGAUGAAGGAGCUGGCCGCAUCCGCGGAGGAGAAGGCCAAUCCCACGCAACUCAAGGAGAUCGUUCGGGAGGCCUGGACAAAGGAGGAGGGCCACCUCGCUCGGUUGCACAAGCUUUGCGAGUCCAAGGUUUCAGUGGCAGACUUUGCCUCUUUGGCGGCCGUUGCGGAGGGGAAGGCAUCAUUGGCUGACGUCGAUGCAGCUGUUCAGAGACAGGUCAACAGGCGACUCCAAUCCUUGGUUACAGACCAACAGCUCGUCAGCCGAGCCGAUGUGGCUGCCAUCCAAGAGGCGGCUAUGUCAGAUGUGAAGGACCGUUUGCGUGAGUGUGAACGAAAAAUGGAGGAGCUGUCUCGCCGGCAUCAGCGAAAUGCCACAACUGCAGAUGAGCUCCGGUCGGAGCUCAAGGCCCUUAGUGCGACCAAGCUCGCACGCCCCGAAGCUGAAGCGCUGGUGGCCGGAGCGCUCGCUGACUGGGUGCGCGCGGCACAGGCAGGGGCUGAUGCCGUUCAGAAUGCCGUGGCCAAAGGCCGGGCUCUCUGCGAGGUGUCUGGGCGAAGCUUCGAGGGGUUGGAUGUCAGUUUCGGGACAUCUUUGAACGACAGCUGGAUCCAGACCGCAGAGGAUGUCCGCAGAGCCUGUUUAUGGGAAGGCAGCCCAACUCCGAGAACCCCUCGUCCGGGACGAAGCCGAAGAAGGGCCGACAUCUAA
Molecule: messenger RNA, 1038 nt
Organism: Symbiodinium sp. CCMP2592
Lineage: Eukaryota; Dinophyceae; Suessiales; Symbiodiniaceae
Source: the annotation of a GenBank genome assembly